AUGAGGAGUUCAGUGCAGAUCACAUUUGAAGAGGGUCCUCAGUUACCGCCAACCGCAAAUAUAAGUCGCGUGACGUGCAAGGGACAGUCGGACCACAGCAUGGUGCUAUCCUGCCAUCUGUCCGCUGAAGCUGUGAAAUUCCCCGUCUCUGUUACACAGCAGUCCCCAGCUGCUGUUUCUGUGGACACUUAUCACGUCACUUUGGCUGUGCUGCAGGCUCAGGUGGAGAUCCACUUGGAGGAGAUACAGGAUGAAGGUCUCCUGGUGUCAUGGAUGUUCAAGGACAGACCAGAAUUGAAUCUUUCGGUUCUUCCAAGACUUCAGCUUUGCGAGAAGAAUGAAGGGAGAGCGGAUCUGUCCACCGUAAAGGAUCUGAUCGAGGAUACCAUCGUCAGCACGCAGCCAGCCAUGAUUGUGAAUCUGAAGGCCUGCACCGCUGGAGCCGGUGCGGUACCCAGCAAUAAGCUGACUCGAGAGUCCCCGUCCGGAGUAGCAGCAGCCCCUCUGGGUUCUAAGCUGUUGCUCCGGAAUCUUCGAGUGCUGAACUUGGGCUGCCAGGGGAAGGGAGGAGUCGGGGCGAUAUGCUGCAUGGCAGAGCUAGACAGCCCCCCGCAGCAGAAGCGGACGAGGCCGGUGAUAGCUGGCAGUGCCGGCGCUGCAGCAGAGAUGGAGUGGAACGAGGAGCUCUUUCUGGAGUUGGGACCUAGAAGUAAGGAGCUGAAGCUGCGGGUGCUGGGGAGCAGUGACGGAGCUGGAAAUGUGCUGCUGGCACAUGCCACGGUUUUGCUUGAUUCUGCGGGCAAACAACCGUCUGGGAGACAGGUCUGCUCUCUGGCCCCAGGAGCUGGGCGGUCACUGGCAGCUGAAGCUACCGUUAUAUUAGAGCUGCUAUUCCAGGAGUCUCCUGCAUCUUUGAACGCUCAGCACGCCACAUCUCUGCGAACCAGCAUCACCCCCACUAAGAAGGUGGAGAUGGACCGCACCAUCAUGCCCGACGGCACCAUCGUGACUACUGUCACCACGAUUCAGUCCCGGCCCAAGGCAGACUGCAAACUGGAUUCACCAUCUAGGUCGCCUUCCAAGGUAGAAGUGACCGAAAAGAAGACAACGGUGCUUUUGGAGAGCGGCUGCCCUCGCAGCGCCUUGCCCAGCGGUAGCCGGGAUAGCCGUAUGCCCAACGGCUUGGAUCCAGUGGCCGAGACGGCGAUCAGGCAGCUGACUGAGACGAAUAACAAGCCUGCCAAGAAGACCCCGACGAAACGUAGCACGCUGAUCAUCUCGGGAGUGUCCAAGGUACCUAUCGCUCAAGACGAAACGGCACUUUCUCUGGGUUACGCCGCAUCCCUGGAGGCCACAGCAUACGGGGAUUCUGCGGCAGAGCACGCCGCUGACCGGACGCACGAUUCUACUGAAUCGUCACAGCUGCUGGAAGCGUCGCCAUCGGGACAAAGGGCCAGUCAGGAGCUCGAUGAGACGACGCGAUCAGACAUCUCUGAGAGACCAUCGGUGGAAGAUGUCGAGUCUGAAACUGGCUCCACAGGAGCCCUCGAGACCAGGAGCUUGAAAGAUCACAAAGUUAGCUUUCUUCGGAGCGGUACCAAGCUCAUCUUCCGGAGAAGGAGCAAGCAGAAGGAAGCGGGCCUGAGCCAGUCACACGAUGACUUGUCCAACGUCGCCGCCAACUCCGCCGCCAGGAAGAAAGCCGGCAGCUUCUCCCGCCGCCUCAUCAAGCGCUUCUCCUUCAAGUCUAAAUCCAAACCCAAAGCUAGCGAUAGCACCACAGGAGGUGAGAACUGA
Charadrius vociferus (killdeer) is the source of this 1797-nucleotide messenger RNA. RefSeq names its product C2CD2-like (gene C2CD2L). Gene Ontology annotation, biological process: positive regulation of insulin secretion involved in cellular response to glucose stimulus. Gene Ontology annotation, cellular component: cytoplasmic side of apical plasma membrane. Lineage: Eukaryota; Metazoa; Chordata; Aves; Charadriiformes; Charadriidae. Gene Ontology annotation, molecular function: phosphatidylinositol transfer activity; phosphatidylinositol binding. Bases 1 to 1797 code for a protein of 598 amino acids. The record is from RefSeq and is a predicted model, not a curated record. The transcript is spliced from 14 exons.